GUGUGACGUCACAUCCGGGUUCAGACAUCUGCUUGCUCUGUAGAAGAGUUAGCGCACUGACAAAAACCAAAUGGCUGAAUUAGAGAUUGGGAAACAUUGUCAGAUCGACUCCUGCAACCAGACAGAUUUCCUCCCAUUUGUUUGUGAUCUCUGCAGCGGCGUUUACUGCCUCGAGCACAGAAGCAGAGAUGCUCAUUCGUGUUCACAGGAGCCAGCGAAAAGGGAACCCAGGACUGAGGGCGGCACAAAAAGUUAUCCCUGCUCGUUCCAAGACUGCAAGGGGAAAGAAUUGUUGCCAGUUAUAUGUCCGCACUGCGAAAAACAUUUCUGUUUAGCCCAUCGUCACCAAGAUGAUCACAAGUGUGAGAAGUUAGAGGUCCAAAAGCCUCGAAUGGCAGCCACGAAGGAGCUGGUGCAAAAGAUUGUGGAGUCUAAGGAUGGAUCCAAAAAAAAAGGACGCAAGGGAGCAAAGAACAGCGCAACUGCAGCUAAGGUAGCACUGAUGAAACUAAAGCUGCAUGCUGCAGGAGACAAGGGACUGCCACAGACAGAAAGAACCUAUUUCCAGGUGUAUCUUCCUAAAGAAUCCACAGCCUCCAGCCAACCCAUGUUCUUCUGUUCCAAAUGGAGUGUGGGCAAAGUGGUGGAUUAUGCAGCUUCACUCGCUAACCUAAAGAACAACAAUAACGUCCUCACGGCUAAGAAGCUGCGGUUGUGUCACCCUCAGACGGGUGAAGCUCUCCGGAUGGAUGACACCCUACUCUUGCUGCUGGCUCACCCAGACGCUCCCCUGUACAACGGGGGAAACGUGAUCCUUGAGUACCUGGACAAUGAUAGGACAGGCCUGGGGGAUGUUUCUGACUAUAUCGCACAGACCUGACACUCACUUUUGUACCAAUGAUUUCAAAUUGCUGUGUGUAUUUCUGUCAAUAAAAUGUCUUUAUGAAUUAUA
Labrus bergylta (ballan wrasse) is the source of this 952-nucleotide messenger RNA. RefSeq names its product zinc finger, AN1-type domain 1 (gene zfand1). Gene Ontology annotation, biological process: cytoplasmic stress granule disassembly. NCBI's taxonomy places the organism in Eukaryota, Metazoa, Chordata, Actinopteri, Labriformes, Labridae. The record is from RefSeq and is a predicted model, not a curated record. Gene Ontology annotation, molecular function: zinc ion binding. Gene Ontology annotation, cellular component: cytoplasm; cytoplasmic stress granule.